This is a messenger RNA of Pogoniulus pusillus (Red-fronted tinkerbird), 3084 nucleotides long. RefSeq names its product archain 1 (gene ARCN1). Gene Ontology annotation, cellular component: COPI vesicle coat. The transcript is spliced from 10 exons. Gene Ontology annotation, biological process: Golgi localization; retrograde vesicle-mediated transport, Golgi to endoplasmic reticulum; endoplasmic reticulum to Golgi vesicle-mediated transport. The record is from RefSeq and is a predicted model, not a curated record. NCBI's taxonomy places the organism in Eukaryota, Metazoa, Chordata, Aves, Piciformes, Lybiidae. Bases 118 to 1650 code for a protein of 510 amino acids.
UGACGGCGCUUCCGGCUGGGGACGUGGCUCGGCGCCGCCAUCUUGCGGGGCUGCUGGCGGUGCGCGGUGCGCGGAGGCAGGCAGGGAGCGAGCGCGGAGCUCUGCGCUGCCGCCGCCAUGGUGCUGUUGGCAGCAGCUGUCUGCACAAAGGCAGGGAAGGCCAUUGUCUCCCGGCAGUUCGUGGAGAUGACACGGACCCGCAUCGAGGGGCUGCUGGCAGCCUUCCCAAAGCUGAUGAACACGGGGAAGCAGCACACCUUCGUGGAGACCGAGAGCGUGCGCUACGUCUAUCAGCCCAUGGAGAAGCUCUACAUGGUGCUCAUAACCACCAAGAACAGCAACAUUCUGGAAGACCUGGAAACACUCCGACUCUUCUCCCGAGUGAUCCCCGAGUACUGUCGAGCUCUGGAGGAGAACGAGAUCUCUGAGCACUGCUUUGACCUGAUUUUUGCCUUUGAUGAAAUUGUGGCCCUGGGCUACCGUGAGAAUGUGAACCUGGCCCAGAUCCGGACCUUCACCGAGAUGGAAUCACAUGAUGAGAAGGUCUUCCGAGCAGUCCGGGAGACUCAGGAACGCGAAGCGAAAGCUGAGAUGCGCCGCAAAGCAAAGGAGCUGCAGCAGGCCAGGAGGGACGCCGAGAGACAGGGCAAGAAGGCACCCGGGUUUGGUGGCUUUGGCAGCUCAGCCAUGUCAGGGGGCACAACAGCAGCAAUGAUUGCAGAGACCAUUAUUGAAACAGACAAGCCCAAGGUGGCACCAGCACCAGCCAGGCCUUCAGGUCCAAGUAAAGCCUUGAAACUUGGUGCCAAGGGGAAGGAGGUGGACAAUUUCGUGGACAAGCUGAAAUCGGAAGGAGAGAACAUCAUGACCUCUGUGGGCAAGCGCUCUAUAGAAGCAGCCAAAGUUCUUGCUCCUCCUGUCAACACAGAGAGCGUGCACAUGAAAAUAGAGGAGAAAAUUUCCUUGACCUGUGGCCGUGACGGAGGGCUGCAGAACAUGGAGCUGCAUGGCAUGAUCAUGCUGCACAUCUCCGACGAGAAAUUCGCACGGAUUCGCCUGCACGUGGAGAACGACGACAAGAGGGGAGUGCAGCUGCAGACUCACCCAAACGUGGACAAGAAGCUCUUCACCGCAGAGUCGCAGAUUGGUUUGAAGAACCCAGAGAAGUCAUUCCCCAUCAACAGCGACGUGGGCGUGCUGAAGUGGAGGCUGCAGACCACAGAGGAGUCCUUCAUCCCAUUGACAAUUAACUGCUGGCCCUCAGAAAGCGGCAACAGCUGUGACGUUAACAUUGAAUAUGAGUUGCAAGAGGAGAGCCUGGAGCUGAAUGAUGUCAUCAUCACCAUCCCCUUGCCGUCUGGCGUCGGUGCCCCAGUGAUUGGGGAGAUUGAUGGCGAGUAUCGCCACGACAGCCGUCGAAACCUCCUUGAGUGGUGCCUGCCAGUGAUAGAUGCCAAAACCAAGAGUGGCAGCCUGGAGUUCAGCAUAGCAGGGCAGCCCAACGACUUCUUCCCAGUGCACGUCUCCUUUGUCUCCAAAAAGAACUAUUGCAACAUACAGGUUUCCAAAGUGACCCAGGUAGACGGGAACAGCCCUGUGAGGUUUUCUACCGAAACCACCUUCCUGGUGGACAAGUAUGAAAUCCUGUAACGCCAGCUGUGGGGGAGUGCAAAGGAGGAAAUUUUUAAAUUUAAAAAAAAAUAGAGGCUGAAGUUUAUUCUGAAUGUUGGGAACGCCACAGCCCUCCUUCUGCUGAGAGCCGUGUCUCCGCCACCCGCAGCGGUCCUGGGUCACAGACAUUUUUGGCAGAAAACUGAGGUGCUCAUGGGGGGAAAGACUACAAACUUCUUCGACAGAUCUCUACUGGCCAGCAGAAGGGCAAGGUCUCCGCUGAGAACCUGGCUUUGACACGUCCCCUUCUCCCAUGAAGAUGCCCGGAGCUCCGUUCCAGCGCCUCCCAGACAUUGUUUUCCUCGCUUCUGAAGCAUCACUGUGCUGCUCCCUCCUUGGUGCUGCGGUUCUGACUUCUCAGCGCUCGUUUCCAUUGGUCGCAGGGGUUAACACAGGGGAGGCACUUGCUUCUCUGCACCCUUCUGUCUGAUGGAAACAGAGCAAGUUGGCCUUGGUGUUUGAGGUGGGAGGGGAAUUGGGGGAAGACAGACCCUGACUUUCAGUCUGCUUGCCCAGCACUAUUACUGCUGUUCCUCUGCAGUGUCUGUGUGGAGAGACUUGGGGUGCUCCAGCUCCUGACUGUCCCUGCAUGAGCUCACUGUCUGCUGCUGUGGUGGCUCUUGGGCCAGGGUCUGGAGGCAGUUCAACUGGGUUAGAACCAGCUACAUGUCAGAUUUGGGGUCCUUGUGGUGUCUGGGGAGGUUGAAGCCCUUGCCAUGGAGACUCAGCUGCUCGGCUUCCAUGUCAGGACCUGGCCCAAACUGGUGUUUCUUAGUGGAUGUGAGUGGAGGAGGAGAUGCUGAUGUCAUGAAAUUGGGAGUUGAUCUUGAUCUAAGUGUGAGCAGCACUCCGGUGCUGUCCUAGAGUCUCUCCUCCUGCUGCCUCACAAGCACCAUUUGCUUCAUCUCACAGACCUGUGCUCCCCUGUAGGUUCAUCUCACCCUGUGAUUAUUCUGGCUUUUCACGGGCCACCAGUGAGGGCUGUGGGGAGCUACCAUGGGCUCUGAGCACACAGCUCGGGAACAAGUGUCCUAAAAGGUCCCCGGGAGCAGCUCUGCAGGGCUGGUUUCUCCUGGUUCCCCUGCCAAAGAAGUUUGCAGUCUGUCAGCAGCACCCAGGAGGAAAUCACACCGAAGCUCCGUGUCCCAGAGAGCGAUUCCCGUCCCUACCGCAGUAGGCAAUGACGAUCCCUUUGCUCGGUCGCGUGUGAGAGCUGCUUGUCUGUAUGAUUUUUAAAUGGAUUCGAGGUUAGUAGGAAUAUCCAUGGAGCUUUUUUUGUUCCUUGAAUUGUUGAGGGCGAUACUUAAAGCGAGCUCCCCCUUUUUGUAACCCUGCCCGGUAGGGAAUAGAGCACAUUCCAGUGUACGCGGAGAAAACCCGAAACUGUAAUCGAAUAAAAGUAUUGUCAAAGGA